This is a messenger RNA of Cynara cardunculus var. scolymus (artichoke), 1174 nucleotides long. Its product is annotated as ubiquitin-conjugating enzyme E2 22-like. The transcript has 7 exons. The record is from RefSeq and is a predicted model, not a curated record. Bases 239 to 1051 code for a protein of 270 amino acids. Lineage: Eukaryota; Viridiplantae; Streptophyta; Magnoliopsida; Asterales; Asteraceae.
UAUUUGUAUAUCUGUACCUAGGUACUCACAAUGCUCUCUCUUUCAUCCGAUCAUUCAGAGGGGUGAUCGUUGGUCGAUUCUCGUGAAGUCUUGAAGCCAUUGAAUCCCCCCAAUUUCUGAACCUGAAUUUCGAGGUUACUCUUGAUCACAUUGGCGAUCCAUCCUGUUUCUCAAGUGAUUGUCACCAGCUCUUUGCAUAGCGGGAUUGCAAUCUGGUUUUAGAUCAUUUGCGUGGUUGAUGGCGACCAAUGAGAAUCUUCCUCCAAAUGUAAUAAAGCAGCUCACUAGGGAAUUGAAGAGUCUUGAUGAAACACCACCAGAAGGAAUAAAAGUAGGAGUAAAUGAUGAUGACUUUUCGACAAUAUAUGCAGAUAUUGAAGGCCCGGCUGGAACUCCAUAUGAGAAUGGUGUCUUUCGCAUGAAGUUGAUUCUGUCUCGUGACUUCCCACACUCACCACCUAAAGGUUAUUUUCUGACCAAGAUCUUCCAUCCAAACAUCGCAACAAAUGGUGAAAUAUGUGUCAACACGUUGAAAAGAGAUUGGACCCCAAGUCUUGGCUUACGGCAUGUUCUAAUUGUGGUCAGAUGUUUACUGAUUGAGCCAUUUCCAGAAUCUGCGUUAAACGAGCAGGCUGGCAAAAUGUUGCUUGAAAAUUAUGAGGAGUAUGCUAGACAUGCCAGGCUAUACACUGGAAUUCAUGCUUUGAAGCCAAAACCAAAGUUCAAGGCCGGAGCCAUCUCCGAGUCAACGGCUGCUUUAAACCUUGACCAGACCUCAUCGGUUUGUAGUAUUGACCCCAAAAACGCAGUAUCGGGUGUCGUGGGGCCUACCCCUUUAGCCCCUUCAUUGAACACAAUGAAAGGAGGGAGUGGACAGGAUCAUCCAACAACUGGUGCCAAUCUGAGCCCAACGGUUGAGAUUGGAGUCAGUAGUGGAUCUGGUGCUGCACUGGCUCCCAUGGUUACGCAAAAGAAGGAAUGCGGGUUGGUCAAGGCCCAAGCCGACAAAAAGAAGAUCGAUGCAAGAAAGAAAAGCCUAAAAAGAUUGUAGUAUCAUUUGUGUUUGUUGUUUUGUUUAUAUGAACAAAUGUAGGUUGAUUUUGCAACCUUUUCAAACAGGCUUAGCAUGUUAUGAUUGUUGUGAAUCCAUUGAUGCACAUAGAGAUAGGAAGAC